Molecule: messenger RNA, 765 nt
Organism: Paraphaeosphaeria sporulosa
Lineage: Eukaryota; Fungi; Ascomycota; Dothideomycetes; Pleosporales; Didymosphaeriaceae
Exons: 1
Coding region: 1-765 (254 amino acids)
Source: RefSeq, a predicted model, not a curated record
AUGUCUACCUACUUCAGUUACACCACGAUAACCGCCGAUGUGGAUCCGGCUACGGAGUGGGUCACUGUGACUAGCGAGGCUCUUCGGACGGGUAGGAGAGGUAUGCCAGCGGAGCCAACAUCAUCGAUAUCUCUUCCAGCCGCUCUCGUUCCACCACAAAUACCGUCGUUACCUAGUGCAACGCUUGCUUCAGAAAGACUGCAACGUCUUGAGCUUCAAGAUUCGAAGAUUACCGCAGCGCCGCCUUAUAUCCAGAUCCGAGGCUUGAUUUUGCUCCGGCAAAGUCACACAGAUACAUUGGAAACAAUAGUAACUGAAACGACUACGAUCACAACGACAGGUGAGUCGACGAUCUUCAGUACUUCCACAGUCAGCGAUGUCGAGUGGACAACUUCGUGUGAUACGCGCAUUGCUGCGCUCAACGCGAAGACAACCGUGACUAGCACGGCGACCCUUCGCCUUCAACCUGGCGAAACAGGCCUCCCCUAUGCAGAGGACGAUGAAGAUGUAGUCGGAAGUGGAGCUGGCAAUACGGUGAGGAGGAAAUAUAUAUCCAGCGCAGCGAGAGCAGGUAUCGGUGUCGAUGUAGCGCUGGUCAUCGCUGGAAUCGCAGCGAUCAUAGGAUAUUUUGUCAAGAAACGGAAGAAUAAGAAGACCGCCACUGCUGCGGGAGCUGGAGCUGAAAUCCCAAUGAUAAUCCGGAACCAAUCAUACAACGGCCCCUCACAAAACCCAUCAGGCUCGCCGACGACAAUGUUUGAUUAG